AUGCUGAUCAGAGAAAGGGAUGUUGGUGAGAAAGGAGAAGAAAUAAAGAAUACUACAGAAGUGUCUAAACAAAACCACUGGGAUCCUCUAGUAGAUGGAGUAAAAUGGAUCGAAAGAUACGCAGAGCCCUUAGAAAAAUUCUUUGAAAGACUGCCUGAUUUUAUAAGUACUUUUAUCGCGACGUUUGGCGUGUUCACACUUGGUGCUACUUUAAGAGGAGAAUGGGUAAUAAUACUAAUAACAGCCCUCAAGCAAAUCUCUGGACAAACGCAGGGCGAUCAAAAGUUGAAUUCAGAGGAGAUUUACAAAUUGUUCACAUCUGAAAACCUGAAGAUGGAGAAUUUCGCUAUUAUUUUUAUAGCGUCUCAUUGUGUGUCUUAUACUAUGUACUUCACUGUAGGCGGUUAUUUACAUUGGUACUACUACUACCGGAGGCGGCAUUUGGCACACGAAUGGAAGAUCCAACCAAAUAAGUGGCUAUCACCAGAAUUAGAACGUCAUGAGAUAAUAUUCGGGGUGGUCUCCCUCAUCAUCACCAAUUCUUUUUCAGCAUUCCUCGGAUGUUAUAUCUACAACGAAAAUCCAUCAACAGUGUAUUACCAAUUUGAUGAGUAUGGAUGGUUAUGGUUCGUUUUACAGUUUCCUGUUAUGUUUAUUUAUAUGGACUAUACAAUAUAUAUCUUACAUCGACUUUACCACACUCCAUGGUUCUACCGUCAUUUCCACAAGAUGCACCACAAAUACAAACAACCAACAGCCUUCUCUGUCACUGCUAUCCAUCCGGUGGAACUGUUGCAUUUGCAAUUAACUAUGAGUCUGCCUCUAUUCGUUAUACCUGUACAUUGGUUCCCAUACUACGCAAUAGUUUUAUACAACUACUACCACGGUAUCAUCGACCACUCGGGCAUCAACUUUGAAGCACAUUGGUGGCAGCCAUGGCAGCCCCCUCCCUCCUUCCAUGACCAACACCAUGAGUUCUUCCAUUGCAAUUUUGGAUUCAAUAUGUCACUAUGGGAUAAGUGGCAUGGUACUACAAGGAAGGUGGACCGUGUAUACACUGAAGAGACAUACCACGGGGAAGCCCCUCCAAUUGACUCACCUGAGGCCUUAAAGCUGAUGGAGAAAGAUCCGGAUAUCAAGGAAUACGUUGAAAAGGUUAAAUCUAACUCAAAUAAAGAG
Molecule: messenger RNA, 1179 nt
Organism: Brenthis ino (lesser marbled fritillary)
Lineage: Eukaryota; Metazoa; Arthropoda; Insecta; Lepidoptera; Nymphalidae
Source: the annotation of a GenBank genome assembly